GGAGGAGGAGGAGGAGGUGAUGGAAGCCAUGGAGGUCAUAUGGGGAUGGCCAUGUCCUUCUACCUGGGCUACAACAACGUGGAGCUGCUGUUCACUGGUUGGCUCAUCAACUCACCUGGAGAGAUGGUCGGGGCCUGUGUCGGUGUCUUCCUAUUGGCUGUUUUAUAUGAAGGACUGAAGAUGGGGCGCGAGGCGCUGCUGCGCCGCAGUCAG
Molecule: messenger RNA, 213 nt
Organism: Austrofundulus limnaeus
Lineage: Eukaryota; Metazoa; Chordata; Actinopteri; Cyprinodontiformes; Rivulidae
Gene: slc31a1
Product: solute carrier family 31 member 1
Biological process (GO): copper ion transmembrane transport
Cellular component (GO): membrane
Molecular function (GO): copper ion transmembrane transporter activity
Source: RefSeq, a predicted model, not a curated record